Messenger RNA from Gavialis gangeticus (Gharial), 2871 nucleotides. It is a transcript of the gene ZBTB17, whose product is annotated as zinc finger and BTB domain containing 17. The coding region runs from base 293 to 2719 and encodes 808 amino acids. Gene Ontology annotation, molecular function: protein binding. The record is from RefSeq and is a predicted model, not a curated record. The transcript is spliced from 16 exons. Gene Ontology annotation, cellular component: nucleus. NCBI's taxonomy places the organism in Eukaryota, Metazoa, Chordata, Crocodylia, Gavialidae.
GACGCCGCUUCCGCCCGUGCCCAAGAUGGCGGCGCCCUUUGUCUGGUCCGUGUCCCUCCGAGCCCUGCGGGCUGCGAUGUGACCCCCGCGGGGCCGGGAUGGCAGUAACUCUGGACCCUCUGAUAAGCCUGGCUGAUGAAUAGAGCAAUUGUUCCGUAGGAAGUAAACCCUGAUGAGAAGGUCUCCUUGACAUUCAAGAGGGCAGCAUGGUCCAAAGCAGAAGAUCCAGGACUGCAAACUGAGAGACUGGGGUACUGCUCUUAUCUCUGCCACUGACUCUGGGAUUUGGGGGAUGUUUGUUCAUGGAAAAAAAGCUAUGGAUUUCCCCCAUCACAGCAAGCAGGUCCUGGAGCAACUAAACCAGCAGAGGCAGCUGGGCCUGCUGUGCGACUGCACCUUCGUGGUGGACGGCAUUGACUUCAAGGCUCACAAGGCAGUGCUGGCAGCCUGCAGCGAGUACUUCAGGAUGCUCUUUGUGGAUCAGAAGGACGUGGUGCACCUGGACAUCAGCAAUGCAGCAGGCCUCGGCCAGGUCCUGGAGUUCAUGUACACGGCGAAGCUGAGCCUCAGCCCUGAGAACGUAGAGGAUGUGCUCGCAGUUGCAGGCUUCCUCCAGAUGCAGGAAAUUGUCAAUGCUUGCAAUGCCUUGAAGUCUCUCACCGUGCCAGCAGAAAGCCAAGAGCCUCCUGCCGUGACAGGGGAUGAAAAAACAGCUGGGGAAGGGAAAGCAGCAGCAGAGCUGCUGGGCAACCUCGACCGUGCCACGCAAGUUGCAUCUGACAGACAAGGGAAGGUGAAAACAGCAGAGGCUGCAACAGAGGCAAAGGAGGAGACUGAGAACAGCAGCAGCAAGGCGACCAGCAGAGCAGGUGUAGAGGAUCCCAUGAGAGAGGAGAUCCCCAGUCACCUGCCACUGGAGGACACGAAGCCGAGCAACAUCAGCCCAGCUGCCAGGGGCUGCUCCUCCCAAGGAUCGGAGCAAGAAAUGGAAGUGGAGCUGGAGGGGAAGGAGGAAGAGGAUGAGACGACAGGAGAGGAAGAGGAGGAAGCCAGAAUCCCAGAGGAUGAGCUAUCGAGGUUAGCAAAUGGAGACAACCCAGAGGAUAACGAAUCUGGGGGCACAGACUCUGGACUGGAGAAUUCGGGGGAAGCCAGGCUGCUGCGAUCAGGCACCUACAGCGACAGAACGGAGUCAAAAGCAUACGGUUCGGUCACACACAAGUGUGAGGACUGCGGCAAGGAGUUCACACACACUGGCAACUUCAAACGGCACAUCCGCAUCCACACGGGGGAAAAGCCCUUCUCCUGCAGGGAGUGUAACAAAGCGUUCUCGGACCCGGCCGCCUGCAAAGCCCACGAGAAGACACACAGCCCUCUGAAGCCCUACGGCUGUGAAGAGUGUGGGAAAAGUUACCGCCUUAUCAGCCUGCUGAACCUGCACAAGAAGCGGCACACGGGGGAGGCCAAGUACCGGUGCGAUGACUGCGGGAAGCUCUUCACUACUUCGGGCAACCUCAAACGGCACCAGCUGGUGCACAGCGGUGAGAAGCCCUACCAGUGCGACUACUGCGGGCGCUCCUUCUCCGACCCCACCUCCAAGAUGCGCCACCUGGAGACCCACGACACCGACAAGGAGCACAAGUGCCCGCACUGUGACAAAAAGUUUAAUCAGGUGGGAAACUUGAAGGCGCACUUGAAGAUUCACAUUGCUGAUGGCCCCUUGAAGUGCCGCGAAUGCGGCAAGCAGUUCACCACGUCAGGGAACUUGAAGAGGCACCUGCGUAUCCACAGCGGUGAGAAGCCCUACGUGUGCGUGCAUUGCCAGAGGCAGUUUGCCGACCCUGGGGCCCUGCAGCGACACGUCCGCAUUCACACAGGCGAGAAGCCCUGCCAGUGCCUGAUCUGCGGGAAGGCCUUCACUCAAGCAAGCUCGCUCAUCGCUCACGUGCGUCAGCACACGGGAGAGAAGCCGUACGUGUGUGAGCGCUGCGGCAAGAGGUUCGUGCAGUCCAGCCAGCUGGCCAACCACAUCCGGCACCACGACAACAUCCGGCCACACAAGUGCACCGUGUGCAACAAGGCCUUUGUCAACGUGGGGGACCUCUCCAAGCACAUCAUCAUCCACACCGGGGAGAAGCCGUUCCUCUGUGACAAAUGCGGCCGAGGCUUCAACCGCGUGGACAACCUGCGCUCCCACGUCAAAACUGUGCACCAGGGCAAGGCUGGCAUGAAGCUGCUGGAGACGGAGGAGGGCGACGAGGUCAACAUCGUCACGGUGGCCUCGGACGACAUGGUCACUUUAGCCACAGAGGCACUGGCCGCCACAGCAGUCACACAGCUGACGGUGGUCCCUGUGGCAGCCGCCGUGACAGCAGAUGAGACUGAAGCACUUAAAGCAGAGAUAACAAAGGCGGUGAAGCAGGUGCAGGAGGCAGACCCCAACACCCAGAUCCUCUACGCCUGCGACUCAUGCGGGGAGAAGUUCCUGGACGCCAACAGCCUGGCGCAGCAUGUGCGCAUGCACACGGCGCAGGCCCUGGUCAUGUUCCAGGCCGACACGGACUUCUACCAGCAGUACGGCGCCGCCGCCACCUGGCAAGCCGAGCAGGUGAUCCAGUCCGGGGAGCUGCUCUUCCGCGCCCGGGACGGGGCCGAGGUGCAGGCGCCCUUGGCUGAGGCGCCGCCACCCACCACCGAGGGCCAGGACCCGCCCGAGUGACCGGGUGCCGCACGGGGGAGCCCCCGGCUCGCUCCGGCUUUGCCAGCCGGUUAUUUAAGUGAAAUGAUGUACAAAUGUAUUUCUGUAAGGAGCACCCCCUGCCCCACCAGGCUCAGACCUAGAUUAAAUAAAUCCCCUUAUUUUCUAAACCC